AUGAACAAAGCGUUAAGCCAAGUUUCCAAAUCACCCUUCACAAGAAAUAUAGAGGACGCGAAUCUUCCUCGGCGAUUUCAUCAGCCUACAUUCACCCUAUAUAAUGGUCGGACAGACUCGGUGGAACACGUUAGUCAUUUCAGCCAAAGGAUGGCUAUCUACUCCAGAGAUGAGGCUUUAAUGUGUAAGGUAUUUCCAUCAAGCUUGGGCCCGGUGGCGAUGAGAUGGUUCAACGGUUUAAAGGCUAAUUCUAUCGAUUCCUUUAAGAAACUUUCCCGGGCUUUUGGCGCUCGUUUUAUUACCUGCAGCAGGGUUCCUCGGCCGUUGGGAUCCUUGUUGUCUAUGUCUAUGCGAGAGGGUGAGACUCUUAAAACUUAUUCGGAUAGAUAUUGGGAGAUGUUUAAUGAGAUAGAGGGAGAGCAUGAUGAUGUGGCUAUAAGUACUUUCAAGGCCGGUCUUCCAGCUGAGCAUGAUUUGAGGAAGUCUUUAACUGGUAAACCUGUUACUAGUAUACAUCAAUUGAUGGAUCGGAUUGACAAGUACAGAAAAGUAGAAGAAGACCAACUUCAGGGAAAAGGAAAGGCUAAGGUAAUCCCUCAGGAGAUGAGGGAUUUUAGGUCGGACAGGUACAACAGUAACUGGCCUCAGAAAGACUUUGUUGGGCAGUCAGGUUCUGCCAACACCCAGGCGGUUAAUGCUGUGUUUCGGGAGCCGGUGCAACAGGUGCUGAAGAAGAUUAGGAACGAACCAUUUUUUAAAUGGCCUAACAAGAUGGCAGGGGAGCCUACGAGACGCAACCAGAAUCUUUACUGCCACUAUCAUCAAGAUCAUGGACACACAAUUGAUGAUUGCAGGAAUUUAUGGGUCCAUCUGGAACAACUAGUCCGAGAGGGGAAGUUGAAGCAACUCUUGCACCACUUCAGUGGUCGGGUAGGCCAAUUAGGCUCGGAGAUGCGGGGGGAUGCUUCUUCAAGUCUCCCCCUUGGCACAAUAAACGUUAUUUUUGCUGCCCCGGGGAGGACUGGCUCUUGUCCAUCCAGGGUACUAUCAGAAUCCCGAUCUCCGACCAAGGAGUAUAGCUCAACGUCUAAAAGAGCCAGGAUGGACAUCCCGUUGGUCUUGGGCUUUUCAGAUGAAGACAAAGUAGGAACCAUACAGCCACAUGAUGAUGCUCUGGUGGUCACACUGAGAAUCAGCGGGUACAAUGUGAGGAGAGUAAUGGUUGACCAGGGCAACGUUGCUGAUAUAAUGUACCCUGACUUAUACAAGGGGCUAGGCUUGAAGCCUGAGCACUUGACAACUUACAGUUCACCUCUGGUGAGUUUUGAGGGAAGAAUGGUCGUCCCAAAAGGUCAGAUCAGGCUACCUGUGCAGGCCGGUACGGAUAUGGUGGAGGUGGAGUUCAUCGUUGUAGAUGUUUUCUCUCCAUACACGGCUAUUAUGGGCCAACCUUGGCUCCAUACCCUGGGGGUAGUCUCCUCUACUCUACACCAGAAGGUAAAGUACCCAUCCGGAGGCCAAGUUUUGGAGAUAGUGGGAAGUCAGGCUAUAGCCUGGCAAUGCCUGGUAAUGGCUAUCCAACAUCGGCCAGAGGCGGAGACCUCGGCUACCGCCGAUAAUGAUUUAUAG
Molecule: messenger RNA, 1629 nt
Organism: Quercus robur (English oak)
Lineage: Eukaryota; Viridiplantae; Streptophyta; Magnoliopsida; Fagales; Fagaceae
Exons: 1
Coding region: 1-1629 (542 amino acids)
Source: RefSeq, a predicted model, not a curated record